This is a messenger RNA of Phaeodactylum tricornutum CCAP 1055/1, 1622 nucleotides long. RefSeq lists its product with no specific name. Gene Ontology annotation, molecular function: protein binding; ubiquitin-protein transferase activity; zinc ion binding. The record is from RefSeq and is a predicted model, not a curated record. Gene Ontology annotation, biological process: protein import into peroxisome matrix; protein monoubiquitination. Lineage: Eukaryota; Bacillariophyta; Bacillariophyceae; Surirellales; Neidiaceae. Gene Ontology annotation, cellular component: peroxisomal membrane; peroxisomal importomer complex. The transcript has a single exon. The coding region runs from base 140 to 1387 and encodes 415 amino acids.
UGAAGGCUAAUAUUAAGGGGUAUGUCUUUGCAAACUUUCACACUACAAUGGUUCUAAACGAAAUAAAAUCUUGCACUGUGAGGCCUUCAGCGAAGCUGCAGUGAGCGUAGGUUCGGGAAAGAGGAAGAGAAAUACAGUUAUGACGGACGGUCUCAACCCCACAAAUCCAAACUCGAUCGGAGCGUUAAUUGCCGAAGAAUGGACCAUCAAUCCAUUUUCGCCAUUACCCUCGUUCUUGGAAAUGAUAAUGAUGGAAGAGGCAUCACGGGCGACGCGGCAAGCAUUUCUUGCAGGUAGUAAGUUCGCACAAAACGCGCUUUUGGCUCGUACCACCAUGGGCGAUGAUUUGCCUACAUCGACAGCAGAGACCAACAACCACUUAGAUACACACUUUUCAAUUCUUACAUCCACACUGCACAAGUGGAAGAACCAAAUCAUGCUAGCUGCUGGCUCUCUUCUUCAAAAUUAUGGUGCAGAGAUCAGAUGUAUAGCAAUUUAUCUUUUGGAAAGACGUUCACUUCACUACUUUUCCGCGACGAUGGCAGAGUCUAUGUACGGGGCCCGUCGUGUCAAGCUAGAGAAGGCCGACAGAUCAGGAAGUCGUAAGCUUAGCGACCUUUCGAGUGUGGACAAAACGAGAUUGGCAUUGCUUUUGUCUUUGGGUCCAUACCUCUCUGAAAAAUUGGAUUCACUGCAUAGCGAAUACAGGGAUCCACGGGAACGUCACCGCCUUCCAAGUACACCACUAGCAGCGAUCUGGAAUUCGUAUCCGUACGCCCGACGCUUGUUUGACUAUUCUAACGCGCUCGUACAGUGGAGAUUUCUUUUGGGACAGUCUGUGAUCUUCGACCCAGCUUCAUUUCUAUUAGAGCAAGUAGUGCGGCGGGUUACGAAGGAAGAUACAGAUAGCAACUCAACAAAACCUUCCAAAGAGAAAGAUAUUCCUGCAAUUGCAUUCCCACCAGCAAGUUUUGCAUCGCCAAUGUUAUCGAAAUACCUUCAUUCCCCCAGUAAAAGCCAGAUUGGCUAUUUCUUAGCAGCGUCCGUCGCCUUCAGCUGGCUCACGCAAUUACGCCGCGACGUAGACACAUAUCAGCAUGAGAGUCGCUCACAGCGACGAGCUUAUGAGACGGUCGGCAGUCAUAGUGGUACAGGCUUUAUUCCACCGCCACCAAUGCCGACCUCAUCGCGAGCAGCAGUGGUCGCAGCGGAAGAGGAGUGCUCCCUUUGCCGUAAGGUUCGAACGCAACCUACGGCUUCUCCAUCUGGAUUUGUCUACUGUUACGAUUGCUUGCUUCGGUAUGUAAGGAAGCACGGCGUAUGCCCAGCCACCAACAUGCAAUGUACGGAGGCGAAUUUUGUUCGAAUAUACGAGCCCUGGCUAUAGGCCGAGUCGACCGACGAGGUAAUUUUGGACAAGAAGUCGUGGAAUUGAUGUUUGCUCCUUUCCUUGAGCUGGCUAAGACGCGGCUACUCGCAUUGCCAUCGAGCCACGUAUGGAAAUGGACGCAGCACUGUUUUUCACAAAACUAUGCACAUUGUUUCCAUCAACCCAUCGCUUUCUAUAGCCUUCACUUCCUUUAGUGACGGAAAUGCUUAUGUAAAAACAUGCCUAAUGCUAU